AUGAGAGGCCUACAAUCGUCUGCAGCUGGGUCACGGCGUGCAGGUAGAAGAUCUGGUAUUGGUGGCCCUUCAAGUGGAGUCUCUCAUGCUUCACUUGACAAAUAUUUACAUUCUCUUCCAGCAGGGGAUUGGUCUGGCGGUGAUCACCACCGUCAUUCUUCACUGGCUACUCGAAUCUGUUUCCAGAAUGUCAACGGAUUACCAGAAAAUGGCAGUGACUUCAAGCAGCAACAGAUCAACUCCUGGCUGAAGGAAGAACGAGUGGGAAUUGCGUUGUUGGCAGAGGCCAAGACGUUUUGGCCUUCUAUCAAUGAAGGUCACGGUUGGAGUGACAGACUCCGCCAAGCUACGAUGAAGUCCAAGCAAAAAGGGUUUUAUUCGUCGGUAGCUUACAAUCGGCAUCAGGACAGAUCUGCUGCCACCUCGGCGGUACAAUGGGGCGGGUGCAUCGCAACCGUUUUGAACCAAGUGGCGCACAGGGCUAAGGAAGCUGGCAGAGAUCCCACGGGUUUAGGACAAUGGGCCUAUGUUCGUCUCCAAGGAAGGAAGUUGAAAGCCCAUGGGGGUAAUGUUCAGGACUCUUUGGUUGAGGUAAAUGACUUAGUCUGUGGUCCGAUCUCCAAGGACUUGGUGGUUGUCUCCGCAUAUUGUCCCAACAAGCAAGGUCUCAGUAGAUCUACAGUAUGGGCACAACACAGACUUCACUUUCAUGCAGUGAAUCGAAAAGUUUGGAUAGCCUUUGUGGACAAUCUUUGCAAACAGAUCAUCAAAUGGCGUGAUGAAGGAUGUGAGGUGGUUUUGGGUAUAGAUGCAAACGAGGAUGUCACUGUUAACGCACCCCAGUCUAUCCGCCACCGUUUCCGGGCCUGCGGUCUUGAGGAGGCGAUUUGA
Molecule: messenger RNA, 891 nt
Organism: Cylindrotheca closterium
Lineage: Eukaryota; Bacillariophyta; Bacillariophyceae; Bacillariales; Bacillariaceae
Source: the annotation of a GenBank genome assembly